UUUCUGUUAUUAUGUUACGCAAUAUCAACAGUUUUUCAGCUUAUACACCAAUUAUAGGGCUCACGCCGUCGAUUUAGAUUAAAUCAACUCCAAGGAGAAACUCAGCUUCAAUAUAAGUAAGCAUUUUUCCAACAAAAGCAAGGGAGGGUCGCCAGUCACCACCCUCUUACCUACGGCGACACCUCACUGUCGCGCUUGUGUUGUUCUGAAAGUCAAGGACCGUAACAGCAGGACUUCCUCAUUUUAAAAAUGGCUUCCAGGCUGCUGUUUGCAUGUUAUAGGAUGGGUGGAAGGGCUAUGACGGCGGGUCCGGCGCGGCCGACGCUGGCCGUCGCCGCCGCUCGCCAGUUUCACGGCUCGGCGCAGAGGCUGGCUCUGCUCCAGAUCAGCGACCGGGAGGACUUCCACGAGCGCGUCAUCCUCAGCCCGAUCCCCGUCAUCGUCAACUUCCACGCCGACUGGUGCGAGCCCUGCAAAGACCUGACGCCCAUGCUGGAGCGCCUUGUGAAGCCCAAGAGAAACCUCAACCUCUGCUCGCUGGACAUCGAGAACCACGUAGACCUGCUGCAGGACUUUGAGGUGCAGGCCGUGCCGGCCGUGCUCGCCUUCUUCAACGGCCAGGUGGUGGAGAAAUUCGUCGGCCUCGUCAACGAGCAGAUCGUCACCGACUUCGUGGGCAAGGUGAUCGGCCGCCUGAACGCCUACACCGACCUCCAGGCGGCGCAGAAAGAGCCGAGGGACUCGUAGCGCCCGCGGUCGGCGGAUGGGGAGAGACUGAGGACCGGGGCGGCCGCCGGAGAGUGCAGGCUGGGCAGGCAGGAGGACGGAGGAGGACAGUGUGGGCCAAGGAGGACGGAUGAAGAUCGGAAGAGGAUGGAGAGGAGUGCAGAGGAGCGGAGGUCUAUAGAAGAGAGGAGGAAGAUAAGUAUCGGAGGAGUGCAGUGUAUCGGAAGAGGACGACCAGUGCGGUGGUAUUCAGCUCAGUGCCGAUGGACAGAAUCACAGACUGUGCUGGCGGUAUUGGGGAGUGACGAGACAGUGUCGUGGCCUUUGUGCACGGAGGCCGAGAGAAGUGAUAAUCGACUCUGGAAGACGGACGGGCUGACCAGACGGUAAGCGAGUUCUGAGCGGUGAGGCCAAUGGGCUAGAUUGGUGGAAAUCGCCAGGGGGAAGUCAAACUAUCACAAAAAGCCACAUCAGGAACGUGAAAUAGUGGCGAGAGGCUGAUACAUAUUGAUAUGCGUGCUGUUCUUCGUUGUGAAUUUUAAGACCCGAGAGGAUUAAAUGAAGCGGCUCAAUUAUCGUGUGAGCUAAACUGUUGUGUGUGCUCAACUAUCUGCCCGGUUCAUGGCACGCUACCUCCGUGCCGUGACUUAAAUAUCUAUAACCACUAAUCGCAUGGUCUUUCGAAGGGGUUCAUGUGGUUUUGAAGUAAAAAUCCUAUAUGUAACAAGCCAGGAAAACGUGU
This is a messenger RNA of Amphibalanus amphitrite, 1468 nucleotides long. Its product is annotated as thioredoxin, mitochondrial-like. The transcript is spliced from 4 exons. Gene Ontology annotation, molecular function: oxidoreductase activity, acting on a sulfur group of donors, disulfide as acceptor. Gene Ontology annotation, cellular component: cytoplasm. The record is from RefSeq and is a predicted model, not a curated record. Lineage: Eukaryota; Metazoa; Arthropoda; Thecostraca; Balanomorpha; Balanidae. Bases 250 to 747 code for a protein of 165 amino acids.